AUGGCUCUCGCCGUCUUUUCGCGAACCCAGCACCUUGCUGCAGCAGCGACAGAAGCUCAUGAGAAGUACGACCAGUUACUGCGAACCGCGCAAGUCGCGCUGCCAAAUCUGGUUCACCGGGAUGUCGACGCUGCCCUGCUUGCCAUCUUUCUCAUGAGCCGGUACGAGGACUCUAUGCACACCCCUGAUGAAGUGCAGUCCGCUACAGCCUUCAGAAGCUAUUCCCAUCACGACGGCGCGACUGUCGUUCUGAAGAUUUGGCACGAAAAUCGUGUCGAAAUCAUGCAGCCGGCCUCGGACAUCAUCAAACAUUCACGCCGCGGAAUCAUCAGGUCGUUCCUCUUGCGGCAGAUGGCAGUGCCGGUCUGGAUGGCAAAUGGCGCGCAUUUUGGCGAGUAUGGGCCAGAACUCGAAUACGACCAGCUACUUGUAAGGGUGGCCAGCCUUCGACACCAAUUGAAGCACAUCCUGCAGGAGAGACUGCUGCACGACCGUCGUAGUCAAGAGGUGUACUGGCGGGCGCGGACCCUGAACACCGACGCAGACACGCUGAAUAAAGCAUUGCAAGACUGGUCCUCACGGCUUCCCAGCACAUGGUGUCCCCGACGACACCUCAUCCCCGCCCACAUUUCCCUACCCAGGGAACACUUCUUCUCUCCAAUCGUUUACAGUUACUCGAGUGUUGCCUACGCACCAGUCUGGCUGAAUUAUUUCGCGACGACGAUGCUGCUCAACAGAGCGCGGCUGAGAAUUCUUGAGAUCACUCGACCUUCAUCGGAUGAUCUUGCUGGCGAGCAACAGCGUGAAGAGGAAGACUGCUGCUUGCAGAUCAGGGUAAUGGCGGACGCCUUGUCCUCGAGCAUACCAUUUGCACUUGAGAGGUUCGCCGUUGCACCAGCCUCCAAGACAGCAGAGGAACAGGAGUGUAUUCUGCGUGAAGACGAAGAAAUCAAGCCCUACCAUGGAAACCUCACCGCGUGGCCUUUGAGCGUUGCCUCGAGCAUCGGCGGGCUUGAUGGAGGAAUGAAGGACUGGUUAAAGGCUGAGCUGGUACUUGUUGGGAAGACAAUCGGUGCCGGUGUACUUGUUUGCGCGAUAUCGGACGACUGGCUUGAUCUCUGA
Messenger RNA from Cladophialophora carrionii CBS 160.54, 1122 nucleotides. RefSeq lists its product as uncharacterized. NCBI's taxonomy places the organism in Eukaryota, Fungi, Ascomycota, Eurotiomycetes, Chaetothyriales, Herpotrichiellaceae. Bases 1 to 1122 code for a protein of 373 amino acids. The record is from RefSeq and is a predicted model, not a curated record. The transcript has a single exon.